Caenorhabditis elegans is the source of this 1321-nucleotide messenger RNA. RefSeq names its product F-box domain-containing protein (gene F40G9.18). The record is from RefSeq and is marked reviewed. Lineage: Eukaryota; Metazoa; Nematoda; Chromadorea; Rhabditida; Rhabditidae. The coding region runs from base 23 to 1195 and encodes 390 amino acids. The transcript has 4 exons.
UUUCCAUUCUACAGUCAUUGUUAUGUCCUCGCUAUCCAAAUUUCUUAAUGAAGCUAGCUCUUAUAUUGAAGAAAACUUUAUAUUUGUGUGUACUACGAUUUUGGCUGUUGAAAUUGUUUCACUCAUCACUUUUGAUGUUUUAAAAGCAAAAUUAAGGAAAAUGAGAAUGAAGAAAUUGCAUCUUGUGAAACUCCCAGUUCUCGUUCAAAAAAGGAUCUUCAAAUUUCUGAGUACCCGCGACGUGUUUGCAUUAUCCCUUUGUUUUAGAAAGCUUGCAGUUUCAGUGCAAAACUGUAAAUCGGAACAGCAAAACAUGAUUCAUAUGUGCUACAAAACAUUUGAUAGACAUCAACAUCAAUUUUUAGUGGAGGACGAGUGCGUUAUUUUGUUUGUGCCCGAUUUAUUAUUCAAAGCAGGACUGUGGCUUUGGUGCAAUUGUUUUGAAUUGGAUGGUAUUCGAUUCAGAAUUGGAGUUUCACUAGAUGGGUCUCUAAUACUGUGGUCGAUCAACUCAUCGUUCAAAAUUUCUCACUCGGCCAUUGACAAACGCCUGAGAUCCAUACAUCGUCCCGCGAGCGAAAUUCAUUUAAAUAUUGAUUCAAAAGAUUUUACAACUUGUUUACCGCAUAUUGAAAACAUUAACUAUGCUUUCCUGCACAAUACCAGUGGAAUUAAUAGAAGAUUCAAAGCAGCCGACAUUGAACAGCUAAAUAUGAAGAAUUUGGUUAUUAAAAACCCGAUUGAUGGAAUCUUCAAGAAUAAUUCAAAAAUUCUAAACUUAAACCACUUGCUCAUUUCCUACGUUGGUUCAUUAAUUGAUCUACCUACUUGGCAUUUCACCGGGCGUCACAUAUGGCUAUCUGAAGUGAAUAUCUCAAACGAAGAUGUGAUUCGUUGUCUGAAACUUUGGAAAUCAGGUGCAGCGUUUCAAAAUCUAGAAUCUCUACUUAUUCGUACUGAAAAAGAAUAUCCCUUAGAAGCUGAUAUGAUCUACAACCAACUUGAUGCAAACCCAUGGAAUCCUUUUAGACGGCCGAAAUACUAUGUGUUUGAUAAAAAGGUACGGUAUAUGAAUUUUUCGAACAAUUGCAACAGAUUGAACUUAGAACAUUAUAUGGAUAUUGAAGGUAUCGAGAAAAUGGCCUCUAUAUACAUUCUGCCGCAUUGUUUGGAUCUUUACGUCUGGAAACUAUGAGAUACUAUUUUUUGUCAAUAUUUGUUAACGUUAAUAAACUGGAAUAUAAUUUUUAAUGGUAUAAUGGUCUUUCAAUAGAAAUUUUUCAAUAUCAAAAAGCUGUUAAAAAUAAAAUCAUCCUUGGGA